Messenger RNA from Magnolia sinica, 1222 nucleotides. Its product is annotated as RING-H2 finger protein ATL8-like. NCBI's taxonomy places the organism in Eukaryota, Viridiplantae, Streptophyta, Magnoliopsida, Magnoliales, Magnoliaceae. The coding region runs from base 321 to 1028 and encodes 235 amino acids. The transcript is spliced from 3 exons. The record is from RefSeq and is a predicted model, not a curated record.
GCAACGGGAAAGAAACAAGAUAUUUUCCAUUUUAAUAUUCUUCUCUCCCGUUAUUCUCUCUUUCCAGAAUCUGAACUUACAUUUCGAGCAGAAGCCAGAAAAAUCUCAUCCUUCCUAUUCUGCCCCUUCCUUCCUCCUUCACUGCUCAAAUCUUCCCAAAUUACUAUCCAAAUCCCGGAACUUAGAUUCUCCCAGCAUCUAUCAGAAAAACCCAGAAGGGCAAUUGUGGCAAAAUGAAAAUAUCAGGGGUUUCUGGGAUGAGAGAGAGAUGACGAGAAUUUCGGCAGUAAUCUGAGGUGGGGCAUUUUGGGAAGUUAGCCAUGGUUGCUUCAGGCAUUAAUCUGGUGAUGACAGUGAUUGGAUUUGCAGUGAGCACGAUGUUCAUCGUGUUUGUCUGCACGCGGCUCGUCUGUGCCAGGAUUCAGUUAACGGCAGCCCGCCUCUCGUUCCCGAUCGCCACUCGAUCUGAUCUCAGCUUACUAGAACGUGGGCUUCAUGGCUUGGAGCCUGUUGUGGUAGCGACCUUUCCAACAAAGAAGUUCAGCGAAGAGCUUUUCUCCUAUGGAGAAGAUACCCAGUGCGCCGUAUGCCUUACUGAAUACCAAGAGAAAGACAUAAUGCGUGUCCUACCUUAUUGUGGGCAUGCUUUCCAUGUCACAUGCAUAGACAUAUGGCUACAACAGCAUUCGACAUGCCCCAUUUGUAGAAUCUCACUGCGAGACUCUCCCGAAAGGAAACGAAUAAUGCCGCCCAUGUUCAGUGCGGCAGCCCGCUCCCCUUAUAGUUCCGAUACUUUUGACUCGCAUUCAUACAGCUGUUUGUAUGCAGGCCAUGGUUAUUCAUCAAGAGGGCUUAACAGCCCAAGAAUGGAACCUAUUCGGGAGGAUCGGCCUGUGUCAGACUUCGAUGCGACGGAUGCUGGAGAGAUCGUAUCCACAGCAUUGUCAGAGGGUCAUCAUGUCCUAAAAGAUACAGUGGGCCUCCAUCACUCAGAAAGCAAACAUCUGGAGAGUCAAUCAAAUCCUUAGCGGCAACUCGAAUGCAUCCAGUAUCAGUGCUGCCUUGUUUCCAUUUCUGGUUGCUUGACACCAAUCAAUGUUUGCAUCAGAUAAAGAAAUUGGAGUUAUUUGAAGCACAUGAAGCCCUUCGUCCUCCUACUGGCUUCUACUGUACAUAUGGAAUCUUUAGUUUUCUGAGAGUAGUUGGUUUCUGGUUUUUUUUU